Saimiri boliviensis boliviensis (Bolivian squirrel monkey) is the source of this 1091-nucleotide messenger RNA. RefSeq names its product testis specific 13 (gene TSGA13). The record is from RefSeq and is a predicted model, not a curated record. Lineage: Eukaryota; Metazoa; Chordata; Mammalia; Primates; Cebidae.
CUGUGAUUUCCUGAUGUUCUUAAAGGCUCAAAAAUGGGGCUGAGCACGCAUUGUGUGCUAAGGAAAGAAUAUUUGGAUUGAAUUGAACCCCCUGCAGAACGUGGACUAUUCAGAGACACUGAAUUUGGCCUUGGGUGAAUACCUGCCUUGGGUUGGCCAACUAGCAGUUAACAGCAAUGAGCCAAAAGAGACAAACCAAGUUUCAAAAUGUCAAACAAAAGACUUCGGAAAAUAGCUCAGCUAAAUGUGAGAAAGGAAUGGUUGACAAUGGUGAAGAGAUUUUUGAUGCAGUCGGGAGAUCGAAAUUUGUUCUCAAGAACCUUCGGCAUUACACAGUCCAUCCAAAUUUGGCCCAGUACUAUAAGCCUUUGAAGGCCACUGCGCUACAGAAAUUCCUGGCUCAAAACAAGAAAACCACAAGCUUCAUGUUAAAAGUAACAGAGUAUGACCAGGAUAAGACCUUACUGAUUAUGACCAACAACCCACCUCCCUGCUCAAUGACCCAGCAAGACAAGGACAGUGCAUCAAAAUACUUUUCCAAGGAGUUACUGCUUGAGAUUAUGGAAAGUCAUCAUCAGCACAAACCCACUGAGAACCCCUGGCUGCCUUUGAUGCCUCAGAAAAAAAAGUUAAGAUCUAAGCUGAAACCAAGCUUCCCUUUGAUACUGUCGGACGAUCCUACAUCCACGCGAGAACAAUGGUUUAGGUUUUCCACUGACAAUGAUUUCAAGAGCGAAGGGAAGUAUUCAGAAGUCUACGCUUUGCGGACACAGAAAAAAAUGUACCCUCAGCUCACCUUUGCUCCAGUCCAUGAGAGAGAUAUAAGGAAAGAAGCCUCCAAGAAGUUAGCGAGUGAAAGGCUGACUUCCAAGGUGAUUCGGGAACCACUGACACUCGCAUCGCUCCUGGAAGAGAUGCCCACCAGAACCGCGCCUGGGGAGAGCGCCUUCCGCAACGGGAGGGCCCCGCAGUGGAUAAUCAAAAAGGCCACGGUCACCGGGUGAACAUAGACCCCUCAGGCCUCCCGCCUCGCUCUUCUGAGGCCGAGGGGUCCGCAUAAGUCGCCAAUGAAAUAAAACCACAUUCCUGCU